This is a messenger RNA of Asterias rubens (European starfish), 2342 nucleotides long. Its product is annotated as S-adenosyl-L-methionine-dependent tRNA 4-demethylwyosine synthase TYW1-like. Lineage: Eukaryota; Metazoa; Echinodermata; Asteroidea; Forcipulatida; Asteriidae. Gene Ontology annotation, molecular function: catalytic activity; 4 iron, 4 sulfur cluster binding; FMN binding. The transcript has 17 exons. The coding region runs from base 6 to 2315 and encodes 769 amino acids. Gene Ontology annotation, biological process: wybutosine biosynthetic process. The record is from RefSeq and is a predicted model, not a curated record.
CCAAGAUGGCAGCCUCCGUAGCAGAUAUCUGCUUUCUAUUUUGGUGUUUUUUAGUUUCCAAUUUCUGUGGUUUUGAAGGAGUUUAUGCCAUCGAUAGUGAAAACGAAGAUAUCGACACAUUGCAAUUCCACUGGGGUAGUAAGUUAGUGACUACACUAUGGACGUCAGUUCCUUGCUGGUACGGUGUGUCCUUUGUGACGGGUGUGGCUACUCUCCUUAUGGUGAUACUUUGGUGGAACAAGAAUGAUAAUGAAGUUGAGAAUUUUGUGCCAAAUGCUGCCCCGAGGAGGCCAACAGAGGGCGACAGAGAGCCGACUCAACAGCAGACAUCCCGGGCCCAAGCAGCCAACCAGAAUGGGCGUUUGCUGAAAAAAAGUUCUGAAAUCACUUCUGAGAAGAAGGGCAGGCUGAGAGUUUUCUAUGGCACACAAACUGGGACUGCCAAGAGUUUCGCAGAGGAUCUCGCAAAGGCAGCAACCGCAAGUGGCAUGUCUGCAGAGGUCGUUGACCUACUCACCUUUGACCCAGAAAGUCAUAUUCUUCCAGAGACUGAGGGACUGGUCACCUGCGUCUUCAUUCUAGCCACAUAUUCUGAAGGACUGCCAACAAAGAGUGCUACCUGGUUCUGUCAGUGGUUGGAGGAAUCAACCACUGAUUUCAGGGUUCACAAGUCCCUCCUCAAGGGACUAAAGUAUGCUGUGUUUGGACUCGGAAACUCACUCUAUGAAGGCCAUUAUAAUCAGGUCGGGAAGAAUGUAGAUAGCUGGCUCAGCAUCCUGAGUGCAUCAGCUGUGGUGGAGAGAGGGGAGGGAGAUCAGAAUGUUGCUGAGAGCAAACAUGGAGGCGUAGGAGAAGAUUUUGCUGCGUGGAAAGAGUCGCUCCUCCAAAAGUUAACAAGCUCCAGUAAAGAUUGCUGUAGUUCACAGGCGCAGUCGUGUGAAUGCGGGAAAACAGACGGGGGCUGUUGCCAGGAGACUCAAGACGACAAUGACGAGGAAUUGUAUGAUAGUUCCAGUGAAGAGGAAGUCAGUGACGUGGAAGAUGCCCAAGAUGGAAGCAGCAAAGUCACAGAGACUAAUGGCCUGACUGACCUCGAGGACUUGGGAAAGGUCAUGAAGAAAAUGAAGAAGGCAAAGGAUGACAGAGCUUCAGCUAAAUCAGCCGAGCCGAGGGAGAUGAUUACGCCAAUGCUAAGAAAAGCACUCACAAAACAGGGGUACCGUCUGAUUGGUAGCCACUCUGGGGUUAAACUCUGCAGAUGGACUAAGAGUAUGUUACGUGGACGAGGAGGCUGCUAUAAACACACGUUCUAUGGCAUUGAGAGUCAUCGCUGUAUGGAGACCACACCAAGCCUCGCCUGCGCCAACAAAUGUGUCUUCUGCUGGAGGCAUCACACCAAUCCAGUCGGCACAGAGUGGCGGUGGAAGAUGGAUGACCCAGAGACGAUCCUAGAGGGCGCUCUUCAGAAUCACUACAAACUCAUGAAAGAAUUCAAAGGUGUCCCUGGUGUGAAGCCGGAGCGUAUGGCAGAAGCCAUGCAGGUCCAGCACUGUGCUUUAUCAUUAGUCGGUGAACCAAUCAUGUACCCAGAGAUCAACCGCUUUGCGAAGCUACUACACAGUCAUAAAAUCUCAACGUUUCUGGUCACCAACGCACAGUUCCCAGAAGCUAUCAGGAGCAUGGUUCCUGUUACGCAGCUCUACGUUAGUGUGGAUGCGAGUACGAAGGAAAGCUUAAAGAAGAUUGACCGGCCGCUAUUCCGCGACUUCUGGCCCAGAUUACUCAGCAGUCUAGAGGCACUUUCAGAAAAGGGUCAGCGGACAGUGUACAGAUUGACCAUAGUCAACGGUUGGAACAACGAAGAGAUUGAUGCCUACGCAAACCUUGUCAACAUCGGCAAGCCAGACUUCAUUGAAGUCAAGGGAGUGACCUACUGUGGGGAAUCCAAGGCAAGCACAUUGACCAUGAAGAAUAUCCCAUGGCAUGAAGAGGUGGUGGGCUUCGUGAAGAAGCUUGUAGAUCUGCUACCAGAUUAUGACAUUGCCUGUGAGCAUGAACACUCAAACUGCAUACUGGCUGCCCAUAAGAAGUUUAAAAAGGACGACGGAUCAUGGUGGACGUGGAUUGAUUACGCCAAGUUCCACGAGCUCAUGGCCGACUUUGUUGCGAGCGACGGGGAGAAAAAGUUCAACGCCUUGGACUACAUGACAAAAACACCAGCCUGGGCGGUGUUUGGAUGCAAAGAGCAAGGCUUUGAUCCAGAGGAGACCAGGUUCAGAAGGAAAGGAAAGAAUAAGGAUCUCUCUGGCUGUUAGAGUCAACUGGAAAACUGAACUGGAAAA